Penicillium atrosanguineum is the source of this 1158-nucleotide messenger RNA. Its product is annotated as M48 family metallopeptidase. Lineage: Eukaryota; Fungi; Ascomycota; Eurotiomycetes; Eurotiales; Aspergillaceae. The record is from RefSeq and is a predicted model, not a curated record. Gene Ontology annotation, molecular function: metalloendopeptidase activity. Gene Ontology annotation, biological process: mitochondrial protein processing; protein quality control for misfolded or incompletely synthesized proteins. Gene Ontology annotation, cellular component: mitochondrial inner membrane. Bases 1 to 1158 code for a protein of 385 amino acids. The transcript is spliced from 9 exons.
AUGUUCACUCGAUUCUCACUUCGUGCUCUCCGCGCGCAUUCACCCUCAGCGGCGUUGGCGCAACGGUCCUUCACGCAGACCUCCGCACUCGCUCCGCACAUCUCACGCGUAACACAAAACGUCUCCCUUCAGUCCUCGCGAUGGAUUUCAAACCAACCACUUCGAAGACCUACACUAGCCUACCACUACAUCCCGGGCGCUCGACCCUCGACCCACCGCGCAUUCACCUCAACUUCACACCCAAAGGCCCAAUACAACCGCUCGAACCAAUACAACCGCUUUAAUAACCGCGGCUCCCUCUUCUACACCCUAAUUCAAAACUCCAGACCCCAUCACUUCGUCAUAAUCGGCAUCGGCCUCUCAGGAAUAUACUUCUACAACACAGACGUCGUCUCUGAAACAGGCCGACGCCGCUUUAUCUGCGUCUCAACCGCACAAGAACUAAAGUUCGGCGAAGAAGGAUACCGCGAAGCGCUUAAUGAAGCCCGCGGGAAGAUCCUACCUGAUUACCACCCUCUCGUGAAGACCGUGGAUCGUGUAUUGCAGAGAUUAAUUCCGCUUGCGCCGAUUGAGGGGGCGGAAUGGAAGGUCCACGUUAUCAAGGAUGAUGGCAUGGCGAAUGCGUUUGUUUUGCCUGGAGGGAAGGUAUUCGUCUAUACUGGCAUUUUGCCGAUUUGCGAAAAUGAAGAUGGACUUGCUGCUGUCCUGGGACAUGAGAUUGCGCACGUUGUUGCGAGACAUCCUGCGGAGCGGAUGAGCAAUAGUUUCCUUACUCUUGGGGCUGUUUUUGCGGUUUCGUUGCUUUUUGAUGUCUCUGGACAGCUUACUUCGUUUUUGGUCAACCUGAUGUAUAGCUUGCCGAACUCACGGUCGCAGGAGGCGGAGGCGGAUAAUAUUGGGCUGAUGAUGAUGUCCAAGGCUUGCUUUAACCCGGAGGCUGCUGUUCGGCUAUGGGCUCGGAUGCAAAAGCAGGAGAAGGGGUCACCUCCGCAGUUCAUGUCCACGCAUCCUUCGAGCUACAACAGAGAGGAAGCUAUUCGUGGAUGGCUCGAGAAAGCCGAAACCAUCUACUCGGACAAUGGGUGUGGCUCCCUUGGGAAGUACAUGCCGGCCUUCCACGAUGCGGCUCAAUCGUAUAAGCCUUCUUACGGGUGGUGA